UAAUCGUUGAGCGAUGGCCAAUGAGAACCACGGCAGCUCCAGAGAGGACGCUGCUCUAACGAGCCACAUCCCCGGCACCUCCCACCAGAACCAGCCGAGCUCCCCCAAACACGUCUGGCUGGUGCAGGAUCUGCCAGGCGAGCUGGUGCAGGCUGGCUGGGAGAAGUGCUGGAGCAAACGGGAGAGCCGCCCCUACUAUUUCAACCGCUUCACCAACCAGUCGCUGUGGGAGAUGCCGCUCCUGGGACAGCAUGACGUCAUUUCCGAUCCUCUAGGUCUGAACGCAGCGCCGGUGCCUGCAGAAGCGGGGACUGGCGACGCCGCCACUACCGAAGGCAAGUUGCGGAAACGGAAGCUGUCGGAGGAGGUUCAGCCCAGUAGCAACAGUGUGAAGAAGCCCAAGGUUGACGUACCUCCUGCUCAGCCCACUCCCAACUCCUCCAAUACUCCUGGGACCCCUCUUUUGAAGAUGUGGGGGGUCUCUCCAGAUGACAAGCAGCAGGCAGCUCUUUUACGACCAACUGAGGUGUACUGGGACCUGGACAUCCAGACGAAUGCGGUGAUCAAGCAGAGGCCCCCGUCCGAGGUGCUGCCCCCCCACCCGGAAGUGGAACUCCUCCGGUCCCAGCUGAUGCUGAAGCUACGCCAGCAUUACCGGGAGCUUUGCCAGCAGCGGGAAGGGAUUGACCCCCCACGAGAGUCCUUCAACCGUUGGAUGCUGGAGCGGAAGGUGGUGGACAAAGGGACGGACCCCCUGUUGCCGAGCGACUGUGACCCCGUGGUGUCUCCUUCCAUGUUCAGAGAAAUCAUGAAUGACAUUCCGAUCAGGUUGUCCCGAAUUAAGUUCCGGGAGGAAGCCAAGAAGCUGCUCUUCAAAUACGCAGAGGCGGCAGAGAGGCUGAUUGAAUCCAGGAGCGCCUCUCCGGACAGCAGGAAAGUGGUCAAGUGGAACGUGGCGGACACCUUCAGCUGGCUGCGGCGGGACCACUCGGCCUCCAAGGAAGACUACAUGGACCGCCUGGAGCACCUCCGCAAGCAGUGUGGUCCUCACGUGUCUGCUGCCGCCAAGGACUCCGUGGAGGGCAUUUGCAGCAAGAUCUACCACAUCUCGCUGGAGUACGUCAAGCGCAUUCGAGAGAAGCACCUGGCCAUCCUCGAGCACAACAUAUCUGCGGAGGUGGAGACUCCGGAGGCGCAGGAGAGGCUGGUCUACUGCUUCCCGGCAAGACUGGCCGUCCCUUCCCCACCACUGCCGAGCGUGGAGAUGCACGUGGAGAACAACGUGGUUUGCGUGCGUUACAAAGGGGAGAUGGUGAAAAUCAGCCGCAACUACUACAGCAAGUUGUGGCUGCUCUAUCGAUACAGUUGCAUCGACGACCCCAGCUUUGAGCGUUUCCUGCCGAGGGUUUGGUGCCUUCUUCGCAGAUACCAGAUGAUGUUUGGUGUCGGGCUGUACGAAGGGACUGGCCUCCAGCGGGCGCUCCCCAUGCACAUCUUCGAAACCCUCCACAAGCUCUUUGGUGUCAGCUUCGAGUGUUUUGCCUCCCCCCUGAACUGCUACUUCAAGCAGUACUGCUCUGCCUUCCUGGACACAGACGGGUAUUUUGGAUCACGGGGUCCCUGCCUGGACUUCUUCCCCAUCAGCGGCUCAUUCGAGGCCAACCCUCCGUUCUGCGAGGAGCUGAUGGAUGCCAUGGUGUCUCACUUUGAGAAACUUCUGGAGACUUCCAGCGAGCCCCUGUCCUUCAUUGUCUUCAUCCCGGAGUGGCGGGACCCCUCAACACCAUCCCUGAUCCGCAUGGAGCAGAGCAGGUUCAAGCGCCACCAGCUCAUCCUGCCCGCCUUCGACCACGAGUACCGCAGCGGCUCCCAGCACGUGUGCAAAAAGGAGGAGAUGUACUACAAGGCAGUCCACAACACAGCCAUCCUCUUCCUGCAAAACAACCCUGGUUUUGCCAAGUGGGAGCCCACCGCAGAGCGGCUGCAGGAGCUGGUCACAGCCUACAAGCACUCGGGACGGACCCUGGCCGCCUCGUCCGCGUCCUCCUCUGCCCCCGCUCCGGACAGCGACCGAGAGGCAGCGGUUCGGGGGCAGAGCGCCAGCCGCGAGACCACGCCCAAUUAG
This is a messenger RNA of Euleptes europaea (tarantolino), 2125 nucleotides long. It is a transcript of the gene PCIF1, whose product is annotated as phosphorylated CTD interacting factor 1. NCBI's taxonomy places the organism in Eukaryota, Metazoa, Chordata, Lepidosauria, Squamata, Sphaerodactylidae. The coding region runs from base 14 to 2125 and encodes 703 amino acids. The transcript has 15 exons. Gene Ontology annotation, molecular function: mRNA (2'-O-methyladenosine-N6-)-methyltransferase activity; RNA polymerase II C-terminal domain binding. Gene Ontology annotation, cellular component: nucleus. The record is from RefSeq and is a predicted model, not a curated record.